AUGCCCUUCACCUCAGUGGGCUUCCAGCCACCGAUGCUGAGCAUGAAGGGGGAUCAGAGUGUGAAUGGACAGGGUGGAUUCACCGGCUCCUACCACACGGCUGUGACUGCCACCUCCAAUGAGAUCAAGAAGUCACCCCUCCAGGGGACCCAGCACCUCAGCAACCAGCAGAGCCAGCCCACCUUUGGCUUCACCGUCAACUGGACAUUUUCAGACUCCAUCACUGUCUUCACGGGCCAGUGCUUUGUGGAUGAGGAUGGGAAGGAGAUUUUGAGGACCAUGUGGCUCCUGCGGUCACGUGUAGACGACAUCAAGGAUGACUGGAAAGCCACCAGAGUUGGCAGAGAGUGGGCAUCAACUUCUCCCCCCGCCUGCACGGAAAGGAGACUGGGUGGCCCAGGUUCCCUGUCUGGAAUAGCAAGCUCUGAGCCCCCUCUGCCCCACUUGAACUCCACCACCACCUUUGUGGGACAGUGCUUCAUGGACUGCUGUGGGAAGGAGACCCUGGAGACCACCUAG
Messenger RNA from Chaetura pelagica (chimney swift), 519 nucleotides. RefSeq names its product avidin-like. Gene Ontology annotation, molecular function: biotin binding. The record is from RefSeq and is a predicted model, not a curated record. The transcript is spliced from 5 exons. NCBI's taxonomy places the organism in Eukaryota, Metazoa, Chordata, Aves, Apodiformes, Apodidae. The coding region runs from base 1 to 519 and encodes 172 amino acids.